Molecule: messenger RNA, 540 nt
Organism: Ilex paraguariensis (yerba mate)
Lineage: Eukaryota; Viridiplantae; Streptophyta; Magnoliopsida; Aquifoliales; Aquifoliaceae
Source: the annotation of a GenBank genome assembly
AUGUGGAAUCCUUUGUCAUGGGUUAUGGAGUGUGCUGCCAUCAUGGCCAUUGCUUUGGCAAAUGGAGGGGGUGAGCCACCAGAUUGGCAAGAUUUUGUUGGUAUAAUGACAUUGCUUGUCAUUAACUCUACUAUAAGCUUUGUAGAAGAAAACAAUGCAGGAAAUGCCGCUGCAGCGCUAAUGGCAGGUCUUGCCCCGAAGACCAAGGUGCUGAGAGAUGGAAGAUGGGCUGAGCAGGAAGCAGCGAUUCUUGUACCAGGGGAUGUAAUCAGCAUCAAGUUGGGAGACAUCGUACCAGCAGACGCUCGUCUCUUGGAAGGAGAUCCGCUGAAGAUUGAUCAAUCUGCCCUCACAGGAGAAUCAUUGCCCGUAACGAAGAACCCAGGUGAUGAAGUUUUUUCAGGCUCAACCUGCAAACAAGGAGAAAUCGAGGCAGUGGUUAUUGCCACUGGAGUCCAUACCUUCUUUGGGAAAGCUGCUCACCUUGUUGACAGCACAAACCAAGUUGGGCACUUCCAAAAGGUCACCCAUGGACGGUAA